Messenger RNA from Osmerus eperlanus (European smelt), 3204 nucleotides. RefSeq names its product neurotrypsin. Gene Ontology annotation, molecular function: serine-type endopeptidase activity. Gene Ontology annotation, biological process: proteolysis. The record is from RefSeq and is a predicted model, not a curated record. Lineage: Eukaryota; Metazoa; Chordata; Actinopteri; Osmeriformes; Osmeridae. Gene Ontology annotation, cellular component: membrane.
UUGUGCGCGUGUGCUGUGCGUAUUUUCUGCGCUUUAAACGCCCCUUUGUACGCCCACUGUUCCCAGGCUGGCCAGAGAACGGUUCACCUCACCGGGAAAUUGUGACAGAAAUGGGAAAGGUGUGGUGGGUUUUUAGGCUAUGACACUGACACAUCGGGCAGGAUGGAUGUAACUGGCCGAGAAAUCUUGCUUCUUAUCUGCGUCAGCUGCCUCUGGCUACCAGUGUUGGCAGAGGUGGUGUCUGAUGACAGCUAUGUAAACGAGGUGCAGAGCUCAGCCCCUCUCUCCUGUUCAGAGGGCUUCACAGAGCUGGGCUACUACAACGGCACUGUGUCCCAGACAGACUCUGGCGCCCCCUGUCUGCGGUGGACUGAGUUCCCAGACUACGUCCUCCAGUACCCGGGCCGCGGCCUGGGGGAGCACAGCUACUGCAGGAACCCAGACAGAGAAUCCAACCCGUGGUGCUUCUUCAGACAGAGCUCUGGAGCCAUCGGCUGGGCCUACUGUGACUGUCACCAAGGCGCGGCCCGGCUGGUGGGGGGGGCCUCUGGAAGUGGCCGUGUGGAGGUGUAUCUGAACGGCCAGUGGGGAUCUGUGUGUGGCUCUCACUGGACGGAGCGGGAUGCCAGCGUGGUCUGUAGACAGCUGGGCCUGGGUGAGAUCGGCACAUCGGUGCAGCCGUCCACGUUCGGCUCGGGUUCGGGCCUCUUUCACUACGAGCGCUUAGGUUGCCGUGGUGACGAGACCUCCCUGAGUCAGUGCCGAGGCAGGACGUUCGUCACCGGCGACUGCAGCCAUGGAAACGAGGCUGGACUGGUGUGCGCGCCUCCGGAAGGCAGCGGGCCUCCCCUGAGGCUGGUGGGAGGGGACGAGGACUUUGAGGGCCGCGUGGAGGUGUUCCAUGGAGGCCGCUGGGGCUCUGUCUGUGAUGACCAGUGGGAUGACAGAGAUGCAGAGGUGGUGUGCAGACAGCUGGGCUUCAGUGGCGUGGCAAAGGCCUGGACCUGGGCUCAUUUUGGCCAAGGCUCGGGACCCAUCCUCCUAGAUGCUGUACAGUGCACUGGAAACGAGCUGUCGCUAGAACAGUGUGUCCAUGGCGACUGGGAGCAGCACAACUGUGAUCAUAUGGAGGAUGCAGGAGUGUCCUGCAGUCCCUAUACAGACGGCGUGGUGCGGCUGGUGGGAGGAGAGCGUCCCUGGGAGGGUCGUGUGGAGGUGUUCCACUCAGGAGACUGGGGCUCCGUGUGUGGCCACCACUGGAGCCAGGACCACGCCCAGGUGGUCUGCCAGCAGCUGGGAUACAGGGGGCAUGCUGAGGUGGUGGGGGGCGGGGCCUUUGGUGAGGGUACUGGGAUCAUCCUAUUGGACGACGUCCAUUGCGAGGGCUCUGAGUCGUCCCUGCUGGACUGUCGCCACGGCAUCUGGGGGCGGAGCACCUGCUCGUACAGUGAGGUGGUGGGUGUGCGCUGUAGGAGAGACCCCAGCCCAGACACAAACCAGCUACCAGCACUGGCACCUGCUACAGGACCCCUGCUGCGUCUCAGGGGUGGAGACAGCCCCAGGGAGGGUCGGGUGGAGGUCUAUCUCCAUGGAGAGUGGGGCAGCAUCUGUGACUCUGGCUGGAGACUGAACGCUGCUGUGGUCUGCAGGCAAGCUGGGCUACAGGGCGUGCGCAAGUUCUGGGGGGGCAGGGCCGGGGGAAGGGUCCCUCUCCACCUGGACCAGCUCAGGUGUACGGGCCAGGAGGACUUCCUGGGGGAGUGUCCGUCUCUGGGCCGGUCUCAGGCCUGCGCGCGGCAGGAGGACGCAGGGGUGAGGUGUGACUCUGGGCCCAGGCCAGGACAGGACACCUGUGGGCAGAGGAAGGUUCCGGGGGUCAGCAGCCCAGACCAGACAGGGGGAGGACAGAUCUCUCCCAGGAGCUCCAUGCCGUGGCAGCUGUCUGUGUGGCUGCAGGGUGACAAACAAGAUGGCCCCCCUCUCUGUAGUGGAACACUUAUCACCCCUUGCUGGGCACUGACCUCUGCACAUUGCUUCAACAAGUACGGCCGUGAGCCCUCCAGGUAUGUGGUACGUGUUGGAGCUCGCUCACUGUUACCACCAGAACAAGUGGUGGUCCACAGGAAGUUCAAAGGUGAGCGUGGGGGUCACGACCUGGCCCUGCUGAAGCUACCCAGCGCAGAGGGUCACUGUGUCCGUUUGGACGGCGACACAAAUGCCGCCUGCCUCCCCAGCCCUGAGAGACUGGGGGCCAGCAGCCCCUCCUCCUGCAUCGUCACGGUGACCACAGCCAGGACUGGAGCAGACGCUGUCCUGCAGUCCUGGGUGCCUCUCUUGUCACCGUGGCAAUGUAAGAAGCACUAUGGCGACGGCUACUCCAGCCACGGAACGCUGUGCGCCGGCAGCCCCCCGGACACCAGCCGUCUCCAUGGUGAUGGUUGUCAGGGCAACGGCGGCGGAGGGCUGGUGUGCCAGGGCGAGGGGGGCCGCUGGGUCCUGACUGGGACCGUUGCCGGGGGUUACGGGUGUGGCGAGCCCUCGGCUCCAGCCCUCUACACCCGGGUCAGCAGGUUCAGGAGCUGGAUCCACGAGGUCACACACACACACACUCAGGAGGAUCACACACACAUCACAGAGCAGAACAUAGCCGUUCUAGAAGACCACUCAAACACAGCGGCAGUAACACACACCCGGGAUCAUCAGCACCUCUCACACACAGAGCAGCUUACAGACACAGAAGAUUACCUCACACAGAGUCAGAAUGACAUCAUAAACACCCACAAUGACCUCACACACGUGCAGAAAACGAUGCAACCCUCAGCUGUGCAUGAGCAUCAGAAACACACACACGCUCCGCACACUAGCACGCAUGCACACGCUGCCAGUCAGUUCAAACAAAACGCUCACGCGCAAAAGGAUCACGGUAACACACACAAGAAGGGCACACACACGUCUGGCAUUGCCACACACACCCCCAUCCUGGUCUGAUCCAGGUCGAGCCAGCAGAACCACAGGCCUCCGUAGAGGAAGAGGAGGAAGAGGAGGAAGAGGAAGGAUGAGGGAGAGAAGGGAGUGGAGGUUGUUAUGAACCUGUCUGAACCCUGACUGUCCAGUAUAUACUCACGUGAACUCUGAACUCCAGGGCCUCUUCAAAGGCCCUAUGCACUGCGCAGUGAUGCAGUAUGAUGAUAAUGACCUCAUCAG